AUGGCUGUUCAAUCUGAAUGUGACUCAGUUACAAAAGAAGUGAAAGAAGUUCUACAACACCAUGACAAACCACUAAAUGUUGGAAUGGUCAAAGAGUCAGCAGACCAGCACACCAUCCCACUAAAAAUUGCCAUUACUGGAGAAUCUGGUUCUGGUAAAUCUACUUUUGUUAAUGCCUUUAGAGGCAUAAACGACGACGAUGAAGGUGCAGCUCCUACGGAUUGUGUAGAAACCACUGAAAAGGGGACACCAUACCCCCAUCCAGAGUAUCCCAGUGUUACCUUAUGGGAUCUCCCUGGAAUUGGUACCACAAAAUUUCCAGCUGAUGAGUACAUGAAGCUCAUUGAAUUUGAGAAGUUUGACUUCUUCAUCAUCAUCUCAGACACUCGCUUCAGAGAAAAUGAUGUGAAACUCGCUCAGGAGAUUCAGAAGAUGGAGAAAAAGUUCUACUUUGUUCGAUCAAAGAUUGACAACGAUUUACGAUCUGAAGAAAGAAGUCAGAGAGAGUUUAAUGCAGAGAAUACCAUUUCACAAAUAAGAGAAAACUGUGUUCAAGGUCUGGCAACACAAGGCAUUGAGUCUCCACGGGUCUUCCUAGUGUCCAGCUUUCAGCUCCACCAGUAUGACUUCUCUCUUUUAUAUGAGACCUUGGAGAGAGAACUUCCUGAACUCAAAAGAAAGGCUCUGCUCUUGGCCACUCCUAGUAUCAACCUGGAAAUCAUUACCAAGAAGAAACAAGCUUUCCAGGUAUCAUUAUAUUGA
Pundamilia nyererei is the source of this 762-nucleotide messenger RNA. Its product is annotated as interferon-inducible GTPase 5-like. Gene Ontology annotation, molecular function: GTP binding. The record is from RefSeq and is a predicted model, not a curated record. Bases 1 to 762 code for a protein of 253 amino acids. The transcript has 2 exons. Gene Ontology annotation, cellular component: membrane. Lineage: Eukaryota; Metazoa; Chordata; Actinopteri; Cichliformes; Cichlidae.